CUCGUGCCACCAUUCGGGGUAUUGAGGCACGUACGACGACUUUGGGGUCCAUUUCGAGGGCGCCCUUCGCUUUAACCUUCUCGAUCUUUGGAGAGCUCAUGACCAGAGGGACUGUUGCUGGCAUCUGCCUGGUCUUCCCAGUCGUACUCGCCGUCAGGUGCGAUAGGCAGGGCUCGCUUGGCCAAGAAUUCCGCAUCUGCGCCAAGCUGGAAGACUUGCAGCGGAGUGAUGCUCGGUGCAGGAGCAGGUUUAGCAGCCGUCGGGGUGGCCAUGGCGAGCACCAAUACUGUCAGGGAAAGAUGGGUACGAAUUAGGGCUGCCUGAUCUGGACACGGAAAUCAAGCUCUGUGUGGUAACGAUACACAUAAUUCGCCUGCUUUGCGCCGCUGACGUGAAGCAUGGGAGCGUCAGUUCGAAGCGGCAUGAAGUGACAGGGUCUAUUCAAGCACAUACCCAUAGUUAUCCGGGGCCGAUUCGGGUCUCGCUCAAAAUUGGGGUCUAUACGCGUCUCAAUUGCCGAGUCCCACUAGGCCGCAACCCGACUGCGAGUUGGAGCCUUCGCCCUCCCGUAUUCUGCAUCCGAGGCAGUAGACCACGAACGGGUGCAUAUCGAUCACUGGCGGGCCGGCCUCGGCCGGCCAGACUCACAAACUGAUUCUGUGAUCAUUCAUCCUGUCUAACCGAGCACCCCAUUUCAUUCGCUUGUUAUUCAAGAUUGGCAGAAAUUCCGUGCGUUCUCCUUGUCUCGAUCUCUGAGAGGUGAAAGGAUGCUGAUAGUUUGCCUCAAUUAACGAGGGGAUCCGGGAAGUGUGGAUUCCGGGGGGGCCAUAACGCCUGUGGCGCUCAGAGAUGGGAGCUAGGAGCAGCUAAACUUCUAGUGACAUGUGACCGAUCCCACGUCAAUCACGACUCCUUCCGUCACACGUCUUCUUGCAUGUGUUUGUAAUGGUCCUCGCAAUCCAUCUCUUGUCCAUCUCACAUGCAUAUUCCCAUCCGUGUCUUUCCGCCCACCUUCGUGCCCCCCGUCACCGCAUUUACUCCGCCCGUUCUCGGCUCCUAGGUCGCUUCCACGUCCCAGUCGGCAUCUUGCACAUGAUCUGCGCAGACUGAAAUAGCCUAGCGUGUAUUGGGUGCUGAGUUCUUCUCAUCUACGCCCAGGAUACCCUCCCCCCCUCCCCUUGCCUGUCUUGUUCAGCUACGACGAUGGCGCACACGCGGUCCGAAACCGACGCGACAGCCAUCAACAGUCCUCCGGCCACGCUGCGCUCUCCGCCGCCUAACCUCCCCACGAUGUCUGGUCUCCAACAGACAACCUCGUCCCCACUGAAUUCUCCGACAUCGACCAUGCCGAUCAAUACCAACCCACCCUUGCCCGGAGUGAUACCCCCAGAGCAUCCGUACCGCACACUGGUUCUCUGCUUCGAUGGCACCGGGGACCAGUUCGAUGCUGACAACUCGAACAUCAUCCAGUUCUUCACGCUGCUGCCCAAGGCUGACAGGACGCGGCAGAUGGUUUACUAUCAAGCCGGCAUCGGCACCUACACCACGCCCCAAAUCGCGACACCCAUGAUGUCGAAGUUCUCAAAGAUCCUUGAUGAGAUGAUUGCCUGGAACCUCGACGCACACGUGAUGGGCGGAUACGAGUUCCUCAUGCAAAACUACACCGCCAACGACCGGAUCUGCAUCUUUGGGUUCUCCCGCGGUGCCUAUACUGCCCGCAGUCUCGCCGGGAUGCUGCAUAAGGUCGGUCUGCUCCCGGCAUGCAACCACCAACAGAUACCCUUUGCGUACAAGAUGUUCACGCGUGCAGAUGAGAUCGGCUGGAAGCAGUCGAAUCUGUUCAAGAAGGCAUUUUCGAUUGACGUAGAUAUCGAGUUCAUCGGGGUGUGGGAUACGGUGAACUCGGUGGGACUGAUUCCGAAACGCCUGCCGUUCACGACUUCGAACACGAUCGUGCGCACGUUCCGGCACGCUCUGUCGCUCGACGAGCGGCGCGCCAAGUUUAAGGCUAAUCUUUGGAACCGGCCGAACGACACAGAGGCUGCGUUGAGCAUCACCGACCAGCAAGUGAACGAUCCAGUCCCUGGCGAUGCGAAGCAGCCCACGGUGAAUGGCAAUGGAAGCCACGCGCAUCACACGAACUCGAAGAAACCUACGAACCGCCAGAUGGAGCUCCGCUACUCCAGGGAUCGAAAUCAGCCGACGGAUGUGCAAGAGGUCUGGUUCUCGGGGUGCCACUGCGAUGUCGGAGGCGGCUCCGUGUCCAACGAUACGCGGCACAGUCUCGCGCGCAUUCCCCUUCGCUGGAUGAUCCGCGAGUGCUUCCGCACGAACAGCGGGAUCAUGUUCGACGUCGAAGGCCUGCGCCAGCUGGGCCUGGACCCGGACGGGCUGUACCCCUACGUCAAACCGCGCCCGCCGGCGCUGAGCGGGGCGGACCUGCGCAUCCGCGCCAUCGAGCCCACUGGGGCCCCCAGUGCACACUUGGAGAACUAUGCCACCGGCGAGUCGUCCCUGGGGCCCAAGGUGCUGAGCGAGGAGGAGGAAGACCUGCAGGACGCGCUGUCGCCGGUGUACGACCAGCUGUCUCUCGCGCGAUUCUGGUGGGCGCUCGAGUUCCUGCCGAUCAAGCAGCGGUACCAGCGGGGAAAUAACACGUGGGCUUCCGAGCUGGGCAUGAACUUCGGCCGCGGGAGAUUCAUCCCGAAGCAGAAGGCGCAUGGUGUCAAGGUGCACCGGAGUGUCAAGACGAGACUGGAGGCGACGAUGAGUGACGGCAAGACGAAGUACGUGUCCAAGGCCAAGUUUGAUCUUGACCGGACGACGUGGAUGGACUGAAUGGCCGUUUGCCUGUUAUAUUCCUACCCAGUGUUUUCUUUUUGUAUGUAAUCGCCAACGGACCACGAUAUGGUAAAAUUGCAUUCUGCCACCCUGAGACACCCCCACAUGGUUCCUGAACAGAAAGAUUUUAUGUGGCCCUGAGUAACUUAUUGGGAUGAGGGUCCACAAAGCUUAGCCAAUCGGGGGUUGAAUUCAUACAGCAAAUGCAUCGCCGAUGAGUUCAAAUAAAUGACGAGAAAAGUCCUAAUGUUGCAGGUAAGGAGCUGCUUUCAUGAUCGCCACAAGUACAAUACAGUCAGUCUAGGUCUACACAAUUGGCACCAAGAAAUUGUGGAUGUCUAGCACAGUCACACCGAGUCCGAACAUCCCUCAAGUGGGAUGGAUAUUGCUCGAGGCAGAAGCUGCCUCCAUCGCGGUCCCAUCCUCCGAGCCCUCUUCCGCUACAGGCUGCAGACCAAUCACGGGCCCGCCAUCCGUGCCUAUCCCAUCUGAUUCGAUAUCAACUGUGGGCUGGAGGACCCCGCCGCCGACCAGAGCGUCCGCGACCCAGCGCAUGCCGUCACGGCUCAUGAGUCCGCGCCACGGCCCGCACAGUCCGACCUCGUCUGCAUCCCAGUCCUGCUCGGGCAGGUCAUGCCAGCGCAUCACCGUCCGAUGCACGGGUGUAUACGCACUGAUCCAGAGUGCGGGAUCGGCGACGUCGAGGGUCGGGUCGUGGUAGUGUUCGUCGCCUGCGUCUUCUUGGAUGCACACAGCGACGCCGAGCGCAAACGCGUCGAGCGCAAAAGUCUUUGGAGCUGAGAUAAGCACACAACCGCCGCUGUGGUCUUUGAGGAAGGCGCGCCCAGCAAGCAAUUGUGACGGAGCAAGGGUGGGGAUGCCAUCGUCAUCCAGUGUGGGGAGUGGGAGACGGAAUACCAUCAGCUUCUCCGAUACACCGUCGUCAUUUGUGCAGGAAGAGAUGGAGGGCGACGAAGAUGAAGACGAUGGUAGAGGCGGAGGUGAACGGAGGGGUGACGUCGGCGGCGUCGAAAAUCCAGAAGACAAGGAUGACGCAGAGGAUGACGGUGAUCGUCCCGAACGAGAGUCAAUGGCCGAUAACGACGACGAAGACCCCGAUGCAGACGGGGAUUCGCCAUCCUUAGCGUCUGCACUAUAGCAUAUACGCACCACUGCGUCAAACGAUUCCAUCUGUACCGCCAUCUCUUUCUCUCUCUCCCCAUCGCUUUCACGACGCUCCCAUGUGUGCUCGAGCAGCGUCAAGAACACACCAGACCGCCCAAGUUGCUGCAGUCUCUCAGCGGAGCCCCCUUCGCUCUUCACCUUGCCGUGCUUCUUCCUCGCUAUGUGCGAUCCGGCGCACAACGGCACCGCAGGCGCGGGGUGCCAGCCCUCGCGCGUGAGUGCGUAUGAUAUGCGGUGCAGACUCGGCAGCUGGAUGCCUGACAUUUGGAGCGGUGCGGGUAGAGGGAUGGAAGCCACUGCAGCCGUGGGCAGCGUGGGUAUCCCAGCAGCAGCCGCACGGGGGCCUCGUGUCGAGUCGGAUUUGAAUUUGGAUUUCGACGUGGAUGAGGAUGUCGAGGACGACGAUGCGCUCGACACGGAUUGAGCCCGCGGUGGUAGGGGAACCCGCGCCGGCCGGCGUGGGAGGUUCGAUACAUGCGGUUGUAGAGGGCCCUUUGGGGCUAGUCCGCGGGCAAGUCGGAUCGGCGGGGAGGGGGGUGUCAGGAGUGGGCUGGCAGAUGCGCAGGAGGAUUGAGGCCGCGUGGAAAUCGACAUCGCUGCGCCUUUGUCUACUGGAAGAGAGGAAGAUGGUGGAGGGAGGGGAAACGAUAACCCUACACGCGAAGAAAAAAUUGAUGGGCAAGAUGAUUGGUAACACACUUGGGGAGACACCACGCCUGAACCCGUCCCGUCGAGCACGUUCACCGCCUGUCGAGGUACACCUUGUGAGGCGAGGCCUUUGAGGUGAUGAAUGAGCGAUAUUAGCGAGCCCCGCAAAAAGGUUGAUCUUUCCAUCGCUCCCCGCUCGUCUCCGCACUGCAGCAUGCGGCUGUCGACUCUCCUCACGAGUACGUCAUGUAAGUGACAUAGUGGUAGGUCACUCGUCGCAAUACCGGACGGCUCCACAACGAUCCGGAAGCGGCUAUCCACCGUUCGACAUAUUCCUCCAGCUCAGUAGGAGAGGGUUGCUCAAUGCUGCAGUGCUUGACCUCGAGCAAGGUCCGAAGCACGUGAAUCUCAGGCUGCGCUUGUUUGACAGAUAGCGGUGCAGACGAACUCAAGGUUCAGAUGAGAUUACGAUUGGGUAAAUAAGUCAACUUCAUGGACUUUUCUGGAACAAGUCCGGAACAACAGAAGAGAACAACAGUUGUGGACUGAUCAUUGUGGAGAGCAUUGUACCUGAAGACAGCAUUAUCGCAGAAAACAAGAUGUUCCUGCUCUGAAGUCACUACUUGUAACAAGAGAAUAAGGAGGUAUCGUAGCGGGAUUAAGUCGCUGACCUUGAUCGUUCUGGCCAUAGCCUUCUU
Mycena citricolor is the source of this 5372-nucleotide messenger RNA. NCBI's taxonomy places the organism in Eukaryota, Fungi, Basidiomycota, Agaricomycetes, Agaricales, Mycenaceae. The record is from the annotation of a GenBank genome assembly.